UUCGAAAAAAAGAAAAGAAUCAAAACUAACAUAAGUGAAGAAAUAGACAUUUUUUAUUUUGUGACCCAAGUGUUGUCUAAACCAAUAUUAUUAACUUUUUAAUAGAAAAUGUCCGCUUAUUUAUUUUAUACGUUAAUUUAUUGUUUAAUAUCUGGUUGCAUUAUUUAUCCACCAGUGGAAUUUGUUUCUGCUGGUUUAACAAUAAAAUCAUUAUUUGCAAGUUGGUUGGGUAGUGAAACUGAAUCUUUUAUAAAUUAUCAUAUUAAGAGAAGUGUUUUUACAUUAUUCAUACAUUCAUUAUUGCCAUUUGGAUAUAUUUUAGGUUUGAUAUUAUUUAAUCAUGUUGAUGCAAACAAAAUACAAUUGUUCUAUCAAAAUCCUCUAUGGUUAACUGUUGUCAUUGCUACUAUAGUAGGACCGGCAUAUGUUUUGUAUAAAAUUUUUAAAUGGUCUAAGAAUGAUUGGAAGAUGCAUCCGAUAGUACAAAACCUUUUAAUUUAUACUGAUAAUUAUGCCAAUUGGAAGGCUGUUGCAUCUGAAAUUGAUAUAGAAUACAGAAGAAUAGAUAAAAUCAUAAUUGAUACAAAUAGCAUCACUAGAGUUGUUGUAACAGAUAAUUGGAUAAUUAAAAUAACUUCUUAUAAACUGUACAUUGCACAACACAACGAUACUGCUUUAAUAAUAAGCAGAAGUGAUUCUCAUGCACUGUCUCCUUCAUUUAGGGGCGAAAUCCAGUUUAUUAAUAUAGAGGUAAAACCUACCAGAGAAGGAGCAGAAUAUUUUGAUAUAAGAAUAAGUACAUUUGCCUUCAAAGAUUUGCAAGAUAAAGUACAACAGCAAAUUGUCAUUUUAAAAGAUGUUCCUUUUCAUAGAACACUGUUGGAUAGAUUUAUUGAUGUCUUUAAAGAACAAGCAGCAGAAAAUCCUAUUUAUGAAACUGCAAUGGAAUUAGAGAAUUGUAUGGGUUGUAUGCAAGUAAAAUCUAAUGUUAAGUUAAAUAAACAUUGUGGAAAUAUUACUGAAGGACCAAGUAAUGAUGAAUGUACAACUUGUCAUUGUCGGCCAAUGUGGUGUAUUGAAUGUAUGGCAAAAUGGUUUGCAUCCAGGCAAAAUGAAAAUACACCAGAAAUAUGGUUGUCUUCCAAAUGUACUUGCCCUGCAUGCAGGGCAAAAUUUUGUAUCUUGGAUGUAUGUCCUGUACGAAAUAUUGACACAUAAAUUAUAAUCAUAAAAAUAUAUUAGAACAAUUCUAUAUUCUUUCAUAAACAGAUAUAUUUUAAAAUUUAUAAUUUUAUAUGAUAAAGAUACAUUUCUUAAUUAAAAAAGUAAAUAAUUGAGAUAUGUGGGUAUACAUGCGAUUUUGAAAUUUGGAUUAAGAAAAAUC
This is a messenger RNA of Polistes dominula (European paper wasp), 1384 nucleotides long. Its product is annotated as E3 ubiquitin-protein ligase TM129. The record is from RefSeq and is a predicted model, not a curated record. Gene Ontology annotation, biological process: protein ubiquitination. NCBI's taxonomy places the organism in Eukaryota, Metazoa, Arthropoda, Insecta, Hymenoptera, Vespidae. Gene Ontology annotation, cellular component: endoplasmic reticulum; membrane. Gene Ontology annotation, molecular function: ubiquitin protein ligase activity.